Messenger RNA from Astyanax mexicanus (Mexican tetra), 5576 nucleotides. RefSeq names its product LMBR1 domain containing 1 (gene lmbrd1). Gene Ontology annotation, biological process: protein localization to vacuole. Gene Ontology annotation, cellular component: vacuolar membrane. The record is from RefSeq and is a predicted model, not a curated record. Bases 25 to 1644 code for a protein of 539 amino acids. The transcript has 17 exons. NCBI's taxonomy places the organism in Eukaryota, Metazoa, Chordata, Actinopteri, Characiformes, Acestrorhamphidae.
CGGGUUGUUGCAGGAAGUGUAGAGAUGGCGGUGGCGGUGCUGGGGGAGUCUGUGCUCGGCUGGUCCAUAUUUACCCUCAUACUGCUGGCCAUCCUGGUGUUCUGCUGGGUCUACAUCCGGAAAUACCAGAGCCGGCAGGAGAGCGAGGUUAUCUCCACCAUCACGGCGAUAUGCGCUCUGUCCGUCGCUCUCAUCACCUCGGCUCUUCUCCCCGUGGACAUCUUUCUAGUGUCCUUCAUGAAGUACCCGAACGGCACUUACAAGGACUGGGCCGCGAGCAAUGAAACCAGGAGACAAAUUGAAGACACAGUUUUAUAUGGAUACUACACUCUGUAUUCACUCAUCCUCUUCUGCGUCUUCUUCUGGAUUCCCUUCGUCUACUUCUUCUACGAGGAGAAGGACGAGGAGAACGGCAGCAGAUGUUCGCAAGCCAAAAACGCUCUGAAGUACACAGUUGGAUUUGUCAUCGUCUGUGCUGCGCUGCUGCUGAUUGGGGCCUUCGUACCACUGCAGCCUCCACCCAACCAGAACUCCACCCAGUGGGAGAAGGUCAAGUACCUGUUCGAGGAGCUGGGCAGCAACAAUGGCGUGGAAGCACUGUCGUUCUCCAUCAGUUCCCUGACCUUGAUUGGCAUGUUGGCAGUGAUUACGUACACGGCGUACGGCAUGUCCGUGCUGCCGCUGAACCUGAUCAAAGGCACGCGUAGCGUCCUGUACGAGCGGCUGGAGAACAGCGAGGACGCCGAGGAGGUGGAGCACCAGAUCGACAAGAUCAAAGCCAAGUGUGAGGAUGGUAGGCCUCUCUCUCUCCGGGAUCGGAGGAAUCUGCAGGAUCUGGAGGCUAAGCUGCAGACGCUACGUCGUCGGGGUCGCCACCUCGAGAUCGCCGAGAGGAACUGCUGCACUAAAGUGGGCAGUGCCCUCCGCCCCCUGAAGAUUCUGUUGGGCGUGUUCUUCAUCCUGGUGGCGCUGUUGUUCACCGUGGCUCUGUUCAUUUCCAAUCUGGACAAAGCCCUGCAUUCUGCUGGGAUUAGCACCGGUUUCAUCAUCUUCGGAACCAACCUGACCAACCCCCUCAAUGAGCUGCUGCUGACCUUACAGCCGGUUUUUCCUCUGGACUAUGUUCUGAUCACGGUCAUCACCAUGUACUUCGUCUUCACCUCCAUGGCAGGAAUCCGGAACAUGGGCAUCUGGUUCUUCUGGAUCAGGCUGUAUAAGAUCAGGCCUCGAAGAACCUGUCCACAGGCCCUGCUCUUCCUCUGCAUGAUCCUGCUCCUCAUCGUGCUCCACACCAGCUACAUGAUCUACAGCCUGGCCCCGCAGUACGUCAUGUACGGCAGCCAGAAGUACCUGCUGCAGACUCCACUGACCACAGAUGGUUCAGUACCAGGAAACCAGACUUCUUCCACCACCAAGAUAUGUGAUGCAGAAGCUCCAGAAGAUCAGUGCACGGUGACCAGAUCCUACCUUUUCCUCCACAAGUUCUGGUUCUUCAGCACCAUCUACUACUUCGGGAACUGGGCGUUUCUUGCAGUGUUCCUGAUUGGGUUGGUGGUUUCCUGCUGCAAAGGGAAGAAGUCUGUGAUCGAGGGCGAAGUGGAAGCGGAUGAUUCUGAUAUUAGUGAUGAUGAGUACAUUCACUAAAAACAACAAAAAAUUAUCUCAUAUAAACACACUGGAUCUUUAAACUCUUCUGACGUCAUUUAAACUCAUGAUCCAGAGAAUAGAGACGAAGAAUAGAAUUGUAUUUGGUUUGUGAGUGAUGUACAGUACCAGGAAAAAGUUUCGACUCAGACUAAGUUAAGUCAUUCAAACUAUGAAGAAAAACAUGAAUUAUUCUCAUUUUCUCAGUCAGUUUUAUGAGGUAGAGUCACCUGGAAUUCAGGCUUUCAGUUAACAGCUGUGCUGAACUCAUCAAGAGUUAAUUACUUGAAUUUCUUGUCUCUGAAUGUGUUUGAGAGCAUCAGUUGUAAAUUUGUGAAGAGGUAGAAUUAUAAAUAGUAUAAAAGGAAUUGUAAACAUUUAAUAAGAAAUUAGAAAUAGUAAUAAAAAAAUAAUAAACAAAAGGAAUACUAGUUUUAAAUCAACAUUUAAAAUAAGUGAAUAAAAUAUAUACUAUAUAAAAAAUAGAAAAUUGACAUAAAUUUAUAAAAUUAAGAAAAAAGAUUAAAAUAAUAGUAAAAGCAAAUUAAAAUUAUAGUAAUGGUAAAAUAAUGCAUAAUAAUUAACUAAGAACACUGAAAUCAAAAUAAAAAAAAAACAGAAAAAAAAUAAUACAUAAAUAAGAAUAAAAAAAAGAAGUAAAGAAAAAGUUACUUUUAGGUUAAAAGUUAAGGUUAGUCAAUCUAAAAAUAAGAAUUUCUGCAACUUUCAAAGUAUCGUCAAGUGAAGUCACCGCAAAGACCAUCAAAAACGUUUUAAUGGUGGAACUGGCACUCAUCAGGAGUUACCUUCGCAAGUAUUUUGGAUUGUUUAACACUUUUUUUAAGUUACUACAUGAUUCCUUAUGUGUUCCUUCAUAGUCUGGAUGACUCUUAAAAAUUGAGGUUUUUGAAGGAUUCUAGAUUUUGCAUAAUUUCAUAGGAACCCUUCAUUUUUAAGAGUGUAUAUACAGUAAAAUCAUCAUCAAAAAGAUAAAUAGUUAAAUAUUUGCACCAAGAAGAAAGUGUGGGAUUGUAAUGCUAUUUAAAAGGAAGAUAAAAGUUAACAAGAACAAUAAAUGAUUAAUUUUUACAGGUCCAGAACACAUUUUUGAAUUUUGCAAUGCCAGAUCUUUAUAUUUUCACCUUUUUUCUUCAACUUUAAAAGCCAAACAUGUUUGAUAUUAAUAAGGUUCUGCGACCAGUGGCUCUAAGGAACACUAUAAAAUGUUAAAGACAUGAACUAAAAUCUAAAAGAAAGCUCAUUUUAUUUACACUCUGGGUCUUAAAACUGACUUUAAAACUGACAUUUAAAUGAAAUAAAGGUCAGUUUAUCCAAAAAGAAGAAUUUCAAGAACUUUUAGUAAAGUAUCCUUAAGCGCAGUCGCCAAAAAGACCAUCAAAAACGUUAUAAUGGUGGAACUGGCACUCAUCAGGACCGCCCCUUCGGAUGCUAUUGGAAGCCCUAUCAACAUUCAACACUUUAAAUUUAUGAUCAUUUAUUGCUCUUUCUAACUUAUUUUAUCUUCCUUGAUAAAAAUCAAUGAAUCUGGGUCAUAUUUAAAUUUUGUAAAAUUGAAAAACUUAAGUUAAAUUCUUUAUUCUUUAUUUUUUAUGCUUGUGUUUAAAAAAAUGAUUUCACUUACAUUAUGGAUCCUAUCCAUUGAUUUAUUUCAUUGAUUGAUUGUUUAAAGAUAGUGGUCUUAUAUACUAACAUUUUUUUUCUUUUUCUUUUUUAAUUUAUUAAUUUAUGUAAUUUUGACCAAUAAAUCCUUUUCUUUUUUUUUUUUUCUUUUUUUUAGGUUUUAAAAAGCAGCAGUCAGUAAAAUAUAUAUGCCAUAUAUUGAGUUUGGAAAAACCCAAACAGCACCUACUUAUAGAGCCCAUCUGUUGAGGUGCAUCAGUAUUGUUAGUUGUAUUUAACAAUAUUAUAUUAUUAUAAAACAUUAAAUAAUAAAUUAAAUAUGUUAGCAUAAAUGUUACAGACUGUAGCUUUAAACAUCUUUGCAAUAAAACCAAAUGUAGUUUGAAACUGAAUAGCUAAGGCCACGCCCACACGUAUCCGUAUAUAUUUAAUAAAUCUGAAAAAAAAAAAAAAAAUAUAUAUAUAUAUAUAUAUAUAUUUUUUUUUCUGCACUUUUUUGUGGCGCUUAAUAAAAAAGGCAUGCAAGUUUCUGGCUGUGUCCCAAAUCCCUCCCUCCCAAAUCACUCCCUAAGUAGUGAACUAGAUGUGUAAUAAUGCAAAAACUACAGCAUCCACUCGCAGAUAGCUUCAAAUGUUAUAUUUCUGAGUAAAUAUAUACAUAAAUACGGUUCUACGUCACAACUCACGCAUGCAGGUUUCUGGCUGUGUCUUAAAUCGCUCCUCACUCCCUUAGUAGUGAACUACAUAAGUAAUAAAAAUACCGAUAGCUCUAUAUUUUAGACUGUUUACUCAUAUAUAAAAAAUAAAUAAAUAAAUACUAUUUAUUACAGAUAUAUUCAAUUUGUAGUUUCCGUAGAAUCUUGGACUUGCUUCGUACACUACUUAGGGAAUAGUGAUUAGGGAGUAAUUUGGGAUUGAACCAUUGUAUUUCCCCUUUUUCUACUUAAUGUCUUUCUUUAUGCGGUUCUCUUUAGCGCCCCCUACAGUUCUAUUUUCUGAAUUUUUGCGUGAACAGGCAAAACGGAGCUUUACGAAAAUAAGCUGACAUCAUAACUCGUUCAUGCAUGCAAAUUUCUGGGUGCAUCUCAAAUUCCUCCUCACUCCCUAACUAGUGAACUACAUAGGUCAUAAAACGACAGCGUCUACAUGCAGAUAGGUAUACAUUUAAGACUAUUUACACAUAUAAUUACAUUUACGUACUGUUUUAUUACAGAUACAUUCGAUUUGUAGUUUAUGUAGAAUCUUGGACUUGAUUUGUACACUACUUAGGGAAUAGUGAAUACGGAGUAAUUUGGAAUUUCUCUUUAGCGCCCCCUACAGAUCUGUUUUUCAGCUUUUUCGCGUAGACAAAACUAAGCUUUACGAAAAUAUGCUGACAUCAUAACUCGUUCAUGCAUGCAAAUUUCUGGGUGCAUCUCAAAUUCCUCCUCACUCCCUAAGUAGUGAACUACAUAGGUCAUAAAACUACAGCGUCUACAUGCAGAUAGGUAUAUUAUAUAUAUUUAUAGAUAUAAUAUAUUUACAUUAAAAUAUUAUCUAUAUUUUAAUGUAAAUACUGUUCUAUUACAGAUGUAUAACUGUUUGAUUCAAUUUAAGAUCUGGAAUUUCUGUAGAACCCACGACUUGUUUUGUACACUACUUAGGGAAUAGUGUUUAGGGAGUAAUUUGGGAUUAAAACCUCUUUUUUUGGUGCUUGUGUUCUUUUUAGCUCCCCCUACAGGGCUAGCAUGCUAAUGCAAGCAUUUUUAAUACUGUUUGGACAAAAUUACUGUGUUUUCCAAUUUUUAAAUAUAUUCAGAUACGUGUGGACGAAGCCUUAAUAUUGAUUUAUUUUCUAAAUUUCUGUUUUUUAUUUUUUUUGUUUUUUGGAUAGUAACCCAGAAAUAUGGCGCCAAGAGGAGUGUGAUAUAUUCUUAUGCUGAUUAUUUAUUUUUAAAAAACCUUCUCGAUAAUUUUGACUGUAUUUUGUUUUUCUGUGAUUUCAGGAGUUCUGAAGUAUUCUAUUGUAAAAAAAUAAUAAUAAUAAUAAUUCUGAAAAACUGAAUAUCACAUUUAUUAGCAGAUUUAAACGGUACAUUAUUGAUCUUGUUUUUUUGCGCACUGCUUGCAGAUUUUAAGACUUUAAGAGAUUAUUUUUGUUCAGGUAGUAGAUUUUUUGUUACAUCAUUAGAUGCUUUUUUGAGUUUGAAAUACGAUGUGAAAUGCGGUAUUGGAUAUUUUGGAGUUUUCUGAGUAUCUGUGUUCAUUUUUGAAACAUUGUUACAUCCUAUUAAUAAAGACUUAUAAUAAUA